AUGGCCGAUUCCGCCGUCACCCGCCAGCAGCAGCCCAGCGCCAUUUCCAGGCCUUGGGACCACUGCCUCUCCAACCUAAUUGUCCGUUCGUCUCUCGGCCUCGGAUUCGGCGUCGUCUUCUCCGUCCUCCUCUUCAAGCGCCGCGCCUGGCCCGUCUUCCUCGGUACCGGCUUCGGUGCCGGUCGCGCCUACGAGGAGUGCAACUCGGACCUGAAGCAGGCUGCCCGCGUCUUCAACAAGGCAUGA
This is a messenger RNA of Geosmithia morbida, 246 nucleotides long. RefSeq names its product mitochondrial inner membrane organizing system protein 1. The record is from RefSeq and is a predicted model, not a curated record. Lineage: Eukaryota; Fungi; Ascomycota; Sordariomycetes; Hypocreales; Bionectriaceae. Gene Ontology annotation, cellular component: mitochondrial inner membrane; mitochondrion; MICOS complex. Bases 1 to 246 code for a protein of 81 amino acids. The transcript is spliced from 2 exons.